Tachysurus fulvidraco (yellow catfish) is the source of this 3842-nucleotide messenger RNA. RefSeq names its product sperm antigen with calponin homology and coiled-coil domains 1 (gene specc1). The coding region runs from base 190 to 3324 and encodes 1044 amino acids. The transcript has 15 exons. The record is from RefSeq and is a predicted model, not a curated record. Lineage: Eukaryota; Metazoa; Chordata; Actinopteri; Siluriformes; Bagridae. Gene Ontology annotation, molecular function: protein binding. Gene Ontology annotation, biological process: actin cytoskeleton organization. Gene Ontology annotation, cellular component: microtubule organizing center; filamentous actin.
UAUUUUUCCCUACGCACGUGGCCUACACUACCCAGCAUGCACGUGGACUAUUAUGCCACAAGAACGCGCGCGCCACCUGGUGGCCAUUAAAGCGAUACACGCUCGCGGAGCAUCACAGAGCUGCAGCGCGCGCAUCAGCAACGUCCGGAAAACAGCCCGGGUGAGAAACGGCAGUAAAGGUAUAGAGUCAUGUUGAGAGGGGGCACCACUAAGGUGGCGCUGCCCAAGACAGGAGCUCCAGAGCGGGGCAGGCUGCCGUCUUCCAUCGGCCACACGAGCACCUCCGGCAGCACUUCGACGAUGAAGACGUCCCGAUCGUCUAGCACCAUUGCCUCCGACCUGCGUCUCAGCCGGCUGAAGCGGGCAAGCAGUGAUGAUGCUCUGGCCAAACCUGCUCUGGGACCAGCAGCUCCAGCUUCUCGCCUGAAGAAAACUAUCACCACUGGAGCUAUUUCAGAGCUGGCAGACAACAGACCACACAGCUUAUUGGGUAUCCAUUCAACCAAAAAGUCAGGAAUACCUGCUCCGCGUGACAUCCCCCAGACCAUUUCCAGAGACCGCACUCCACUAAGAGACCAGCUAAGGACCUCGUCUACCAAAAAGAUGAUCCCCAGUGCAAGCACAUCUAGCUUGUCUGCCCUUGCAAAACAUUCCCGCAGUUCGGUCAAGUCAAAGGUAGAAGCCGAGAGUGCAGACAGGGCCCUUCUGGAGUGUCAGGUUAAAGAACUGUUAGCUGAAGCCAAGGCCAAAGAAUUUGAGAUAAGCAAGUUACGGAUGGAGCUGCAAAGGUACAGAGGGAAAGCCUCUCCACAGGAGGCUGGCACACCGGAUGGGACGCCAGAGACGCAAAUCGAGUCGAAUUCCACAGAUACACAAACAUUAGUUGAGGAGAUGAAGAAGAAGAACAGGUGCUUUCAAAAAGAGUUGUCUGUCUUGCAGCAAGAGAAUCAGACUCUAAAGGAAAAGGUUAUCCUUUUAGAGAACUCUCCAGUCUCGUGUGAUAAUACCAUUACCAGUUCUACAUCACUAUCCAGUCCAAACAAACCCUCUCUGAAUGGGGUUGUACCAGAGAUUUGCAGCACCAAAAUGGCAGCAGGUGGACCACUCCACGGUAGCCCAAUUAAAUCCUCUGUAUCAUCUGGUAGCGACAUUACCAAAGGGUCUCCAUCACCGGACUCCUCCGAGUUUGAGAAAAUCCCACUGUGCUCAGACUCAGUCAGUAGCUGCACCAAGGGCAUUGCACCAAGCCCCAAGGAGCAAGAUCUAUCUCUGCAGUGUCUCACAGAGCGCAUUCAGAAAAUGGAGGAGAGCCACCACAGCACAGCAGAGGAGCUUCAAGCCACUGUACAAGAGCUAGCUGACCAGCAGCAGGUCGUACAAGAGCUAACAGCAGAGAAUGAGCGUCUAUCUGAAGAGAAGAGUCUUUUGCAGACCUCCCUGCAGCAGCAGAGGGAACGUGUUGAGCUCUUGGCACAAAAGAACGAGUCUUUGCUACAGAGACUCAGAGAGCAUGUUCAAAAUCAGGAGGUUGAGGCUUCCCGCACAUCUAGGGCUGCAGAGCUGGAACAGCGUCUGGCUGAGCAGGUAGAAAGCUCACGCUUUGAGAGGGAGAAACUGGUGGACAUUCAACAGCAGCUUACAGGGAGUCUAAGAGCUUUGGAAAAAGAGCAUCAGGAAGCACAGGCAGCUGUAAGAGGCUUAAAAGAAGAGCUGGAGAUCCUCAAGGAGCAGGUGGAAAGAGAGAAGGAGGCUGGAGCAGAGGCAACAAGGCUAACAGUGGAACAGCAUCAAGCUGUGGCUGCUCUGAGGGUGGAGAAUGAAUGCUUAAAGGCCCAGGUUGAGACAGAGAGGCAGAAGGUGUUGGAGCUGAAUGCAUUCCAGAGUGCUAGCAACAGCACAGAGCUACAGGCCUUACUGAAAGCUGCACACACAGACAGAGACAAGCUGGAGCUUAUCUGCACUGAGUUGAAACAGGAGCUGCUGCAGGCUCACAAGGACACAGAGCGGAUUCAGUGUUUGCUCAAUAAGGCUGAAGCAGACCAACAGAAGCAUGUGGAGAGUUUGGAGUCACAGGAGCAAGAUCACAAAGCCAGCAUGCUUGCACUGGAGCAGAAGAUCAGAGAUGACGAGAACCAGAUAAAGGACCUUAAAGACACCAUUUUUGAGCUGGAGGACCAGGUGGAGCAGCACCGGGCAGUUCAAUUACACACCAACCAAAUCAUCUUGGACCUAGAAAGUCAAAUCAAGCGGCUGGAGGAGCAUAAGACCGAGCAUGACAAGCAGAUGAAAGCCAUGAGCAAACAAAUAAAAGAGGAGACACAGGAAUGGCGGCGUUUUCAAGCUGACCUGCAGACGGCCGUGGUCGUGGCGAAUGACAUAAAGGUGGAGGCUCAACAGGAAGUGCGGACACUGCGCAGACGGCUGCAGGAGGAACAGGAGCGCAGUUCCAGGCUGGCUACAGAGCUCGAGCACAUACAGGGGGCCAGGUCACGGAAAGAGGAAGGGAGUCUUUCGGACUCGGAGAGCAGUCCUCAGUGGUGUGGAAUUGCCAUGUCCCAGAAUGCACCUGGUAGUGAGGGCGAAAUCAGCACACCUUCAGAGCCAGAAGCCACCGUCAAAUCCCUCAUCAAGUCCUUUGACACUUCUGUGAAGAAUGGACCUGCCAGUACAGUGCAGAUCCCAACGUCUCCUAGAAGCCCCCUGAGUGGAAUCCCAGUACGCACGGCUCCUGCGGCUGCUGUCUCGCCCAUACAGCGGCCUUCGUGUAUCAAACCUCUGUCUAAAUCCCUGGAAAGAAGAAUCAAUCUGGUGGAUUCGUCUCACUCAGUUGACGAGUUAAAGCCUUCGUCUCUGAUGAGAAAGAGUCCGUCCCUCGAGUCAGUCAUCAAGACUCCAGCCGCUCUGAGCGGCAGAACUUCCUCAUUCACUUACAGCAGGGCCAACAGUAAGCUCAAUGUGGAAAGAACAGACCCUCUGGCUGCUCUGGCGCGGGAGUAUGGGGGAUCUAAGAGGAACGCUCUACUGAAGUGGUGCCAGAAGAAAACAGAAGGCUAUCCGAACGUUGAUGUGACUAAUUUCAGCAGCAGUUGGAGUGAUGGUCUGGCCUUCUGUGCACUGCUACACACAUAUCUGCCAGCACACAUCCCUUAUCAAGAGCUCAUCAGCCAGGACAAGGGCCGCAAUCUGACCCUGGCCUUCCAAGCAGCUGAAAGUAUUGGGAUUAAACCGUCUCUGGACAUUGACGAGCUGAUGCACACAGACAGACCAGACUGGCAGAGCGUCAUGCAGUAUGUUUCUCAGAUCUACAAGUACUUUGAGACUUGACCCUUGAACGGAGGAAAUGCAAACUCACAGAAUCCCAGAAGCUCUUUAAGCUUAAUUUCCAUGCACGGCAUCGGGAUGUGGUUUAGACACACGUAUAAAUAUAAUAGCAUAAUAAAAAACACCACAGAGCUGCUUCUCAGCAUCACUCUUUCAUAAUGCUUCCUUUUUCACAUUUCUAUAUUCUGAAGUACAGAUGAAGUGAUUGGUCUGGACUGUAUUUGUGUGUUUGCUUGAGUAGUUAUUGUUUUUGCGUGUAAAAGCACAGUACAGAUGUUAGUGUUCUACUGUUUACAGAGGAUGGAUUAUAUAUAGUAUUUUUAAGCAAAGUAUUUUUGAAUCUUCCGUUGAUUCUUCCGUUAAUUCUAUAUGAAGCAUACAGACGUAAUUAAAUGCAGCACUAUUUAAAAGUCGCCAGUCCAUCACAUUGUAGUGCCAAAUCUCUUCACACUAAAACACACAUGCUGAAUAUUACAUGCCUUAGAAGGAAAUAAAUGACUGUGUUCAAAGUCACAAAUGGA